Aspergillus tanneri is the source of this 1335-nucleotide messenger RNA. RefSeq lists its product as uncharacterized. Gene Ontology annotation, molecular function: acyltransferase activity, transferring groups other than amino-acyl groups. Lineage: Eukaryota; Fungi; Ascomycota; Eurotiomycetes; Eurotiales; Aspergillaceae. The transcript has a single exon. The coding region runs from base 1 to 1335 and encodes 444 amino acids. The record is from RefSeq and is a predicted model, not a curated record.
AUGGACUUCAGCCAUAUCCUCGACAUCAUCGGCCAACUCCCCAUUCUCAAAAGCUACACUCACAUUCUUCUCUGCUUCCCCUUGGCUGAUCCCUCUCUCGACUCCCUCGAGUCCGCCGUUCAGCAUCUCGUCGACCUGCUGCCUUUCCUCGCCGGACAGGUCGUGCAUGAAGGGCUCUCUCCCACCUCGUCUGGACAAUUCCUCGUCAAGCCGUAUCCCCAUCCUCGAUCUCCCCUGCGCAUCGAAGACCGUCGCUCCCAGUGCGUCUCCUACGAGACCCUUCUCUCCGCUCAGGCCCCCUCGUCUAUGCUCCCCGGAACUCUUUUGGGCCGUCGUCGUGCUUUCCCCGAGUCCUACGAGGAUUCUCCCGAUGACCCAGCCCCGGUGUUGGACAUCCAGGCGAAUCUCAUCCACGGCGGACUCCUCCUCGAUCUCGCAGCGCAGCAUAACAUCGUCGACGCCAUCGGUCUCUUCCAGAUCGCGCAUCUCCUGGCCUUCGUCAUGCGCGGGGAACCAAUUCCCCAAACAAUGCUCGACGAGGCCAAUCGUCCUCGACACGAUCUCAUCCCGUUACUCGGAGCCGAUGAACCUCUCCUCGACCAUCGUGACCUCCGUCCUGCGCCUGAAUACAUGGUCUCAUCUCCUCAGCCACGAGAAUCUAUAGGGGCCUUUGAAUGGCGAUAUCUACAUAUCGACGCUGUCGCUGUCCAACGUAUUAAGUCCCUCGCGGAUGCACAACCUACUGAUUUCCAUGCUUCCACUCCAUUCAUCUCCGAUAACGACGCCCUCACGGCCUUUCUCUGGCAUCGCAUUACAUAUGUACGUCUCCGUAGACUAAAUACCCCGCAAGCUAUCUCCAGAAUCAGUCGCGCCGUGGACUUCCGUCGUGUGGUGGGUCUCUCACCCUCGUAUCUAGGACACAUGGUCCGCGUCGCAUUCCUCCGUCUCACCUUCCAAGAAGUGGUCGAUAGUUCACUCUCGAAACUCGCUUCCCUGGUCAGGAAAUCCGUCCUCGAUAUCUCAGACAUGUACAGUCUACGUAGCUACGUGACUUAUCUUGCUCGAGAACCGGAUAAAUCUACCAUCAGUUACGGGGGAGGUUUCGACGCCAACACGGACCUGUCAUUUUCGUCAAUUGCGCAUCUCUCACUGCCCGAGUUUGGGGCUCUAGGAAAGCCGGAUCUCCUCAGAAGACCGACAUUUCAGCAGUUGCCGUGCUCGAUGUAUCUUGCGCCUAGUAUGAGGGGAGGGGUUGAGGUGUUGGCUUGUUUGCUUAGGGAGGAGAUGGAGAUGUUGGUGGGUGAGAUGGGAGGAUUUUUGAAUUAUAUUGGAUAG